AUGGCAAGAUCCAAACUCCAGGUACAUAUGCAUGGCAAUUCAGGUGAUGCAUUAUGCGUGUUCUCCAAUGGGGAUAUGAUCUCAGGCGAGAUCAGUAUUCAUGUGGAGAAAACUAACCACUACUCCGAUCUGGUGAUCAUGCUUGAAGGAACAACCACAGUAUUCAUGCAGCAUGAAGUAGGAGUCAAACUUCAGAGCACCCAGACUUUUCUGCGUCUCAGCCAGAAGACGCGAGUCGAUUCUCCUGGGACUUUCCCAUUUACAUUCUUCAUCCCAUCGGCUCUGCCCACUGAAUCAUGCAGCCAUGUCGUGUCCGAUCCACUCGUGCGAUAUGCGCAUACAGCGCUGCCUCCUUCUCUUGGGGGCAAAACUCCAUGUGCCCCAAGAAGCAAGAAAGCCGACAUCCUCACCCCAAAUGCGGUAGAGAUUCGCUACUGCAUCAAGGCAACUCUGCAAGCUUGUCAGCAAUACCAGGAACCGGAGCUCAGCACUAUUAGGGAGAUCUAUAUCAUUCCCACACCUUCGUCAGAGAGGCCACCCCCAGCCUUCACUCCUGCAACCAAUAACUCGGAUAAGCCUUCUCAACUGGCUCUGGAAAAUCAUGAAUCCCUAAUGAAGGCCCAAAUCGUGCGUAACAUCUUCCGGAGAAAGGAAGGCCGCCUCGUCGGUAAGAUCCUGCAUGCGGGACCGCUUACCAUGCACCUUCACCGACAAAGACCUACGGAGGCUACUAUUCCCCUUCGACUCCGGUACUAUUCAGCCUCGGGGAUUUGUCCUCGGUUACAUCGUCUGACUAUUUCUAUACGUGCAUCGACAGUUUUUAGUCUGUCUCCAAGCCCGGAUAUCGCUUAUCAAACCCGAAGUCACCAAUCCAGCGUUUACACGAAGACUCUGCAAAUCGCCACCCAAGACAUGUCCAAUACAACAUGGGAGGCUACGCCAUGCCUCACAGAAACGGAUCCACAGAUUGAGAUGAAGUAUGACACCCUUGUUCCGAUGUCUUUCAGUCUCUCCCCUGACACACCUUUUGUACCCACCUUUCAUUCAUGUAUGGUGGGCCGGAGCUACGAGCUUGAGGUCCGAGUAUACUAUCAAGUCGGAAGGGAAUCGAUCUUUCCACGUCGGAUUACGACCACUCUGCCCUUGGUAGUUACGAUGAGCAACAGAUAG
Aspergillus tubingensis is the source of this 1170-nucleotide messenger RNA. RefSeq names its product arrestin (or S-antigen), N-terminal domain protein. The transcript is spliced from 2 exons. The record is from RefSeq and is a predicted model, not a curated record. NCBI's taxonomy places the organism in Eukaryota, Fungi, Ascomycota, Eurotiomycetes, Eurotiales, Aspergillaceae. The coding region runs from base 1 to 1170 and encodes 389 amino acids.